Alosa sapidissima (American shad) is the source of this 1863-nucleotide messenger RNA. Its product is annotated as type-1 angiotensin II receptor A. The record is from RefSeq and is a predicted model, not a curated record. Gene Ontology annotation, molecular function: G protein-coupled receptor activity. Gene Ontology annotation, biological process: G protein-coupled receptor signaling pathway. The transcript is spliced from 8 exons. Lineage: Eukaryota; Metazoa; Chordata; Actinopteri; Clupeiformes; Clupeidae. The coding region runs from base 798 to 1727 and encodes 309 amino acids. Gene Ontology annotation, cellular component: membrane.
CAUCUUGUCCAGUGACUUCAUUAACAUCACGAUGACUGCUUCCUCACCUCCAUAACAUAAGCAUAACUCAGCCUGAGCAUGUCUGUCAAAAUAAUGUCAGGAAGCAUUCUCCAAGCAAAUGUUCAGUGCUUCAUGGAAAAUCAAUCACUUAUUUUCACCCUUUACCAUCAUGGCAAACCGACAACCCACCCAAAAACAGUUUUGCAAACAAUGUCCUAUUGAAAGUACAUAUAAUGGAUAUCUUAACCAUAUUCUGGAGAUGUUGCUAAAAGGCUAGUUGAGGGUAGCAGGUGGAGUGGCGCACCGGGCACCCCUCCCCUACUCUCCCCUCCCCUGAGCCUGUGAUGAGCGCCUGCUGAUCAGCAGUGACACAGCAUGCUGCACCAACAGCUGGCACACCUGACCCUGCAAAGCGCACAGUGUUAAGCACUGCAACAUGCAAAACCAGACAGAGCCUUCGAGCACUGGACACUAGCCACCCCGGGGAUACUUGAGUACACCUAUGCGACAGAUCGCCACAGAACGAAAAGCAAGACGAACGGAAAGGAAGAGGCAGCUCCAGCAACAUCCUUAGCCUCAGACGCCGAGCCAUGGGCCUGACUGCAGCCCCUGCAGAGCUGUCCCCUCUGGACAAGGACGUGUGGAGGAUGAGGAGGUGAGAGCAGCAGCAGCAGCAGUCUGGAUACAAGCAGCAGAGGGAGAGAGUGGAGCAGCAGCUGCAGACCAGAUUCUAAAGAUUUCAGAAUACCGUCUCAAUCCUCUCUGAUUCUACUUCAUCAUUCACUUCAUUAAUCAUCAUGAAUACAACAAACACUACUGCACUACUGGAGGAGCCCAGGCCAUGGUCCAGGACAGAGAAAUCCCUGCUGGUGGCUGUGCUCAGUGUUGAGAUGGUGCUAGGUAUUCUUGGAAACAGUUUGGUUCUCAUUGUCAAAAUUGUGUGUAAAUAUCAUUUCCAGUGCAUCUACUGGCUUCCCCUGGUCAGUCUCACUCUCUCUGACCUCAGCUGCUCUGUUUUGAUCAUCUCUAGCUCGUUGCUGGCCACUCUCACGGGGGGCCAGAGGUCUCCAUGGUGUGAGGUGGUCAGUUUGUUCAAGUUCACCUUCAUGACUUCAUCCAUUGGAAGUAUCGCCAUCCUCUGUGUCCAAAGGUUCAUGGGCAUACGCUCAACAGGAAGUUGUUGGUCUGUCGUCAUGGUACUAGCAUGUUUCACCUCUUGGCUGUUUGGUGUGGUGUUCGGGAUUGUGCCAGUAAUAUAUGGCUGGAUUAAGUAUGAUUCUGCUGAGAUGGUGUGUGCAGUCUUUUGGGAGAGCGUUUACUCUGACAUGCUUGUCUACAUCCUCUGUGCAUUCUCUAUCUGCGUCUUCCCCCCCUUUCUGCUGAUGUUGAUAUGCUCUCUCCUGUCUGCAGCUGGUUAUGGGGAAAAAGGCAACAACCGUGAUGAUCUCUCUUCUGUGGCACCUCUACUGGUUGUUUUUUACCUGCUAUGCUACACUCCAUUUGCUGUCUCCGAGUUGAUACUGCUUGGAAGAUUGGACAUGUCCCCCUCACCUGAAUGGCUGCGGACGGUAUCAUCUGUGCUGGCUUACAUGGAUUGUGGUUUGAAUCCCAUUCUUUACUGUAUCAAUCAAGACUUUCGGCAGGCGCUGCUUGCUCUGCUGUGGACUAGUCGGAGGUUGAGACUGUCUGAGCCUGAGCUGACAAGAAUUACCAAACUAGACAUGUGAUUGUUACAAACACACUGCUGUAGGCUAUGUAGGCCUGCAAUUAGAUUGUGUCAAAAAUUCAACAAGGAGAGAUAAUAACAACUUUGUCUGAAAAUAUUCUUUUAAUGGCUUGUCCAAAAUAAAUGAACUAACAAAC